AUUUUGAAUCGACCGCGUUGUCAAUCCCUCCUCAAAGCAUCCAAACUGCUCAUUCAGCUUCGUAUGCAUGUGCAAACCCCAAGAACCUCGGUAGUACUUCUCUAGUUUCUUUCCGGCAUUAUUACAAACCCCCCUCAAACAAUCUCACCACCCACCCGUCAAUUUUAGUCCGUAACAUAAUAUCGCCGUCAACAUCCGCACACGUAAAUCAAACCAAAAGCUCCUCUCCACCCAAUUUCUCUUCCCAUUCCCAAUUCAAACCGUAAACACCACAACCAACAACAGCGCCAAGCCUUUUCCUUCGUCACCUAGCAAUCACCAACAAACCCCAUCACACCAUCGCCCAAAAGAAUUCUACCAAAAGGAACCAAAAACACAACCAUGCCCCCCAAAUCCCUAAACAACACUUACAUCUUCCCACCCUCCCCCCAACGAAACAAAAUCAUCCUAGUCGGCGUAAUAAUGGCUCUCGCCGCCCUUCCCACACCCGCCUUCCUUCUCCCUUCCUCAACCGUCCUUCCGCCAAGAGUCGCGCGGUACCUGCGUUACUGGCAUAAUUUCACUUAUUAUUUCAUAUACCUUAUACACGCAGCCGAAACCGCGUGGUUUACAACUCAACUAUCCAAGUUCGGGGUUCGCUUUGGGAGCGGCGCGUGGUGGAAGUGGAUAGGGACGAGUUUUGUCGGGGGCAUGUUUUGUUUUGAGUAUUUUGGGAAGGCGGUUGGGGAGAAGAUUUGGUGAGGUGCGGGAGAGGAGGAAAGCAGAUGGGGGAGGGUUACGUCGGGCGAGAUGAGGUAGUUGGGUUUGCAGAAAGAUUGCUGCUGCGAGGGAGGGGUUGGGGCUUCUGUGUAAGAGGUCUCGAGGAGGCUGAAUAGAUUGCGAGGACGCAGUUUAUUUGGAGGGCGGUGGAGGUGUGGAAGGCGCGGUUUUCGUGGCUGGUUGAUAGGGUGCGGAAGGAAGGGAGUUCUGAAGCGUCGAAGUAGGGGCGCAUGGCGUGGUUUUGAUCUUGGUUGUUUUAGAGCGCUUUGAUACUGGCGUAAGUGUAUUAUGUUUCAUAAAAGAGAAGAUUAUAUGUUCAAUCCGAGUACUUGAAUAUGAGAGAAAGGCCAAUCACUUUAAAAGUCGAAAUGAUGGUGUGGCGAGGUACGGACGGGAGAACAAUAGUAAGAUGAAGAGGGGUGUUUGAGCAAGUGAUGG
Molecule: messenger RNA, 1197 nt
Organism: Bipolaris sorokiniana ND90Pr
Lineage: Eukaryota; Fungi; Ascomycota; Dothideomycetes; Pleosporales; Pleosporaceae
Exons: 1
Coding region: 463-741 (92 amino acids)
Source: RefSeq, a predicted model, not a curated record